AUGUACAGCUACAGGUCCUGCCUCCCCCCUCACCCCCCUCUCCCUCCCCCCUCACCCCCCCUCUCCCUCCCCCCUCACCCCUCUCCCUCACCCCAACACCCCUCCUCACCCUCACACCGCCCCCCCUCACCCUCACACCGCCCCCCUCACCCCCCUCUCCCUCCCCCUCACCCCCCCUCUCCCUCCCCCCUCACCCCAACACCCCUCUCCCUCACCCCAACACCCCCCCUCACCCUCACACCGCCCCCCCUCACCCCCCUCUCCCUCCCCCCCCCUCUCCCUCCCCCCUCACCCCAACACCCCUCUCCCUCACCCCAACACCCCCCCUCACCCUCACACCGCCCCCCUCACCCCGCCCCCCAUCACCCUCACCUCGCCCCCCCUCACCCUCACCCCAACACCCCCCCUCUCCCUCACCCUGACGGCAAACAACACAUCCAUUCAAUAUACCGCCAAAAAAAUACCGUCCCCCCCCCUUUUUUCUGA
Molecule: messenger RNA, 486 nt
Organism: Knipowitschia caucasica
Lineage: Eukaryota; Metazoa; Chordata; Actinopteri; Gobiiformes; Gobiidae
Source: the annotation of a GenBank genome assembly